AUGACUCAAAAAUACAACUCCAUCUUCACGUUAUCAGUUGCGGCCGCACUACUCCUCUCGGUCCUUCUUGGAGUCCUGCGGCUGGGUAUCAUAUCUUACAUCUUCACGAUGAUGGUUUUCGUGUUGCAGCUGUCUGACGCAAUUUUCAAGCUGGUGACGUUCAUAUUGAACUGGGUCGAAUGGGGAGUCGCUCUACAUGACGGUACCAUGUCCUUCCAGUCAGCAAUGGUUACCUCCUCUAUCAGUCAAGUUCUAACAAUUCUCCUUACCUUCUCCAUGGCAAACGUCCUGUAUAGUGCGGCGCUAGUGUACAAGGCAGGCGGAAAUGGAUGUGAGUAUCGAAACUACAAGCAAAUUGAGUCUGCAAAUAGCGCCAGCAGCAGCAAGAAAGCGGAUACCGAAACUGCGACGGAGGUGUAA
Neospora caninum is the source of this 420-nucleotide messenger RNA. RefSeq lists its product as hypothetical. NCBI's taxonomy places the organism in Eukaryota, Apicomplexa, Conoidasida, Eucoccidiorida, Sarcocystidae. The coding region runs from base 1 to 420 and encodes 139 amino acids. The record is from RefSeq and is a predicted model, not a curated record. The transcript has 2 exons.